Molecule: messenger RNA, 771 nt
Organism: Prorocentrum cordatum
Lineage: Eukaryota; Dinophyceae; Prorocentrales; Prorocentraceae
Source: the annotation of a GenBank genome assembly
AUGCUCGGCGGCGCCCUCCCGGACGGCUCGCGGUCUGCUGUUUGUCGGCUCCGCUGCCGGCUCGGUCCGUUCUCGGCUGUGCCUUUCCUGUGCCGAGGGCCGCCUCGGGCGUGGGGCCUUUGGUUCCGUGCCGUGGAUUUUUUUGACAGCUACUACACGGGCGACCGCGUGCCCAGCUGGGAAGACAAUGAGAACCACGCUCGGGGCGUCGAGCUGCUGGGGAGCGGGUACCAGUUUGCGAAAAAGCACGUGCUCGGUGGGGAGCCGAUGCACCAGAUCCGCAGGAUGGAGCCCCGCUUCGCCUUCGACAACGACGGUCUGGUGAGGACGUCUUGGCGCGGCUUCUCGUGGUUCGGGCCCUACGACGUCAAAUACGCCUCCAACGGCGUGCACGGCGUCGGGGUCGUCGACAGGCUCCUCCACCGCUUCAACACCAAGGACGCUCUUGGCGUUCUUAUGACCGACAGCGUCUUCUCCGCGCACCUGACCUACACGGCCAGCGAUGCCUCUUUCCAUUUGGACCUCAGCUCGCUGGAGAAGUACGCGCCCCUCCCAGGCUACGCAAAGCUGGGCGGCGGAGCCCGCUUCUCGUUUGCCGGCGGCCGCCUCAAGACGGAGGAGGUGCACUUUGGAGGGAAGUCUUACACCCCCAGCGAGGACAACCACGACCAGGCUAACAGGGCCUUUCGGCAGAACCGGCUGGAGGGCUGGCGUUAUGCCGAGAAGGCGGUGAUCGCCUCGCUGCUCAGCAUGACGAAUCUCGAAGAGUAA